GGAAAAUAUUAGGUGUAGCUGCCCACGCAGCAAACUGCUUUAUAAAAGGGUCAACUUGACUCCCCCAAAGAAGACGAGUCAGUUGUCUUGCUGGCAUCAUGCAUGCUCUGCACAGAUUUCUGCUUCUUCAUCUUCUGACAUGUCUCGGACAACAUGCACAUGGGAGCGACAUCAUAAAUGGAGAAAAGGCUGCGGAGGGGUCAAUGACGUUUAUGGUCUCAGUGCAGAACAGACAUAAUCAUCAUGUUUGUGGAGGAUUCCUGAUCCGUGAAGACUUUGUGGUUACUGCUGCACACUGUGACGCACCGAGUCUUACACAUGUUGUUGUCGGCACCCACAAUCUCAAGAAUGCUAAUGGAAAAAAACUAUCCAUCAAAGAGAAACACAAGCACAACUCUUACACGACUGUAGGAAAUGGUGAUGACAUCAUGCUCCUCAAACUGUCAAACAAUGCUACACUGGACAACAGCAUAAAAACAAUUCCACUUCCAAGUCCUGGAGAAAACAUAGCAGAUGGUACACUGUGCAAAGUAGCUGGGUGGGGUUUCACACGUACUGGUGGUGCAGUUGUUGAUGAGCUGAGAGUGGUGGAUGUGUCGACCAUUAACAAACAAGUCUGUGGGACUGCGUGGAACGGUUAUCUUCCUGCCAAUGUCAUCUGUGCAGGUGGAUAUGGAACAAAGAAAGGAUUCUGUCAGGGUGAUUCUGGUGGUCCUCUGGUCUGCAGCGGGAAGGCUGUUGGCGUCGUGGCUCACAACCGAGGGAAUAACUGUAACUACCCACAAUCACCAAAUGUCUACACUGACACAUCUAAAUACAUUACCUGGAUCAACGGAAUCAUUACAUCUUAGGAGCACAAAUCUUGCAGAGUUUUGCUUAAGAAAAGUAACUACCAAAAUGUACCUAACAGCUAAAGCUACAGCUAAAGGUCCUGCUCUGGAUCAACAAGGAUCCCAAGGAAAAGGAUUGUUAAAUAUAAUAAUAUCACGCAAACUCUUCUGCAAACUGUCUGUAUACGAAUUGUAUUUGGGAGUGGGAGUUGUGUAUAUUAAGUGUUUGCUCUUUAACUGAAAGGCAAAAUAAAUAAACAGAUAUCCCAAUUA
Molecule: messenger RNA, 1103 nt
Organism: Centropristis striata (black sea bass)
Lineage: Eukaryota; Metazoa; Chordata; Actinopteri; Perciformes; Serranidae
Product: trypsin alpha-3-like
Exons: 5
Coding region: 99-851 (250 amino acids)
Biological process (GO): proteolysis
Molecular function (GO): serine-type endopeptidase activity
Source: RefSeq, a predicted model, not a curated record